AGUGUGCAGUAAGAGGUAACCUGGCAAGUGGUAGUGGCGCUUCUCGGGUGCUCUGCCUCAGGUUUAGGUACUAAAGGCCGAGACUGUCCUGGCGACGGCGACCUCUGCGGCGACGACUUAAGCUCUCAGAGGAGUGGCAGAGUACGGUCUGAAGGAAGGGCUUCUGGUCAGCCCAGGUUCUAUCAUAAUGAAUGGAUCCAGUGUGGCAAAUACAUCACCCAGUGUAAAAUCCAAAGAGGACCAAGGGUUAAAUGGGCAUGAUGAAAAGGAAAACCCAUUUGCGGAGUACAUGUGGAUGGAGAAUGAAGAGGAUUUCAACAGGCAGGUGGAGGAGGAGCUGCAGGAGCAAGACUUCUUGGACCGCUGCUUCCAAGAGAUGCUGGAUGAAGAAGACCAGGACUGGUUUAUUCCAUCACGAGACCUGCCUCAGGCCAUGGGACAGUUGCAGCAGCAGUUAAAUGGACUGUCAGUCAGUGAUGGUCAUGAUUCUGAAGACAUUUUGAGCAAAAGUAACCUGAACCCAGACGCCAAGGAGUUUAUUCCAGGAGUGAAGUACUGAGCCAACAAAUCUUUGAGGAGGACUUGUCUGUCCCCACAUCUGGGGAUAGUAAUGCACAAAAUGGAGGAGCUGAAGACGGGGGUGGGGUGGGCAAGGGGUGCACAGUGGGAAGGGGAGUGGUGGUCUCUCGAUACUGUGACUCUGAGUAACUAAUGUGCUCAGUCUUAUUCUACAAGCCUCUGAGUAUUUCUGUUUUCUUCUGCUGACUUUUGUUUGGAGCAGUUUCCUGUUUUGUUUUUUUAAAUAGCUCUUUCGAGUUAACGAAAUUGCAUUUUCCUCCCUUCAUCAGGAGUUUUCUGGGUGUUUAAAACAAAAUAAGCUGACCAAGAAAAACUGAGUAUUUAGGAAAUGCCCCUCUCACCCUGCUGUAUGCUUACCAGAGACAGUGAGACCUGGAGAACUUCUUGUGGAAUCUAUUGAGCUAGAUGGGAAAAGGGACAAGCAGAAAGAGCAGGUGGUGCAAACCGGAAUUUGAGGCUCAGCUCCCCCACCCCUGGGGUCUCCUACAAUUAACUGGGAUAACCAAUGGCCUGCCGAGCCCUUGCCUCUUUGUCCUGAACCCCAUUCGAGAAAACACUGACUUAAAGUACUUAGUUUACAGUAACUUUUGAUGAUUGUUGAAAGUUGUAAAUCAGAAGGUGGGGCUGUGAUGGCGGUUGUCACUUGAGUCAUUUAGUUACUGUUGUCCUGUUCAUAAGCCCUUGUUCACCACCACCUCAGACUCACCAUUUAUCAGUAAAAGAGCACGAGGGUUGAUCUGCCACCUCAUCUUUCAUGGAGUCUAUUCCCCGGCCUCCUUUACACUCUAUCCUACUCUGUUUUUAAGAAAAGAUACUGCUACCAAAGGCAUAGGAGAGGCCUGCUAUGCUGGCCAUUAGCCUGAGCCUGCAGAAGUCAUUCUUGAAUCUGUUGUGUCUUAAUUUUAUUUGGACAGUUUUUUCCAGCCUCAUCAACACUUCGUCUUCCUGGUGUCUUAAUUCCCUCAGACAAGUUUAUGCACUUUUUUAAGGAAAUAUUUUUCAGGACACUAGUAAGAAGCUCAAUUCAUAGUUUGGAUAUUUCUCCCCACCUUACAGAAUUAUGGAAAGGAACUCAAAACCAGCCUAGGAGAGUGAGUCCUGCUUGACCCAUGUGACUGUAUACCUGACCGUCUGGGAUCUUUUCAGCUAUUAAAACAUUUUAUUAUUCCUACA
Messenger RNA from Sapajus apella (tufted capuchin), 1752 nucleotides. It is a transcript of the gene PAIP2B, whose product is annotated as poly(A) binding protein interacting protein 2B. Lineage: Eukaryota; Metazoa; Chordata; Mammalia; Primates; Cebidae. Gene Ontology annotation, biological process: negative regulation of translational initiation. The coding region runs from base 188 to 559 and encodes 123 amino acids. The record is from RefSeq and is a predicted model, not a curated record. Gene Ontology annotation, molecular function: mRNA regulatory element binding translation repressor activity. The transcript has 4 exons. Gene Ontology annotation, cellular component: cytoplasm.